GGUAGGAGUUUGUAUUUUGCAGAGCGGCAGCAUGGACUCGGCCAAAGGAGAGCAGCACUCCGCUGAGCAAGCUGCGUCUUUAUUCGGGGCAUCAGAGAUGGAGAGCCAAGGAAGACAAGCUGACCGGGGGAAGAAGAGGAAUAACUGUAAAAUCAUUACUGGGGUUCUGCUGCUGUGUUUACUGGUGCUCAUCCUGGCUGUGGCGUUGUCUCUGAGAAAGAGCAAAAAUGAGAACGGAGGUCAGAUCUGGCUGCAUGAGGCCGAUGUCGAAAUUCAACAGCCGACGUGUCCGCCUGGUUUUUCCAGGCCUCCUCUCAUCCUGGUGUCCUUGGAUGGAUUCAGGGCAGAGUACCUGAAGGAUCACAGCAGCCACCUUCCUGUCAUCAACAAGUUACGAAAUGCUGGGACAACAACUCCAUACAUGCGGCCUGUCUAUCCCACAAAGACUUUUCCCAACCACUACAGCAUUGUGACUGGUCUUUAUCCCGAGUCUCAUGGGAUUGUGGACAACAAAAUGUAUGACGUGACCCAAGAUGCUUUCUUCAGCUUGAAAACUGAUGAGAAAUUAAACCCAAAAUGGUAUCAAGGAGAGCCAGUCUGGAUCACUGCCAUGCGACAGAAACUGAAAACAGGAACCUUCUUCUGGCCCGGUUCUGAUGUGGCCAUCAAUGGCACCUACCCAGACUAUUACACUGUGUAUGACAAGAGCAUUACAUUUGAGAAGAGAGUGUCCAAGCUUUUUGAAUGGCUCAAGUUACCUCAGGGACAAAGACCUGACUUCUACACUUUGUACCUGGAUGAACCUGACUCAUCUGGACAUCGUUAUGGACCAGCGAGCACACAGGUUGUUGAAGCCUUGGAAAAUGUGGACAGGAUUCUGGGCACGCUGAUGGACGGUCUGACUCAGAGAAACCUGCAGCACUGUGUCAACCUGAUAAUUGUAUCGGAUCACGGCAUGGAGGAGGCUUCAUGUGAGAGGGCCUCAUAUGUGUCCAGCUUCAUCGACAAUACAGCUGACUUUUCUGUCAUCCAAGGCCCGGCUGCUCGCAUCAGACCCAGUCGCCUCCCCGAGAAUUUCUUUUCCUUCGACUAUGAGGGCCUGGUGAAGAACCUGUCGUGCAGGACCUCAGACCAGCCAAUGAGGCCGUACCUCAAAGAAAAUCUCCCUAAGAGGAUGCACUUUGCUAACAACAAACGUAUCGAAAGAGGACACCUGUAUAUGAAGAGUGGAUGGCAGGCUGCACUAAACCGCAAGGAACUGAAGUACUGCACCGGGGGAUACCACGGCUCAGAUAACCUCUUCACCAACAUGCAGGCGAUCUUCAUUGGCUACGGUCCAGGAUUUAAAGCGAGCACUGUUGUGCCCCCGUUUGAAAACAUUGAAGUAUACAACCUUAUGUGUGAUCUCCUCGAUAUUCGUCCAUCUCCGAACAACGGGACUCACGGCAGUCUGAACCACCUUCUGAAGCGACCUGUCUACCUGCCAGUUCACCCAGCACAGCUCUCACAUGACAUCCCCUGUGAGUCCAGUGGCACCGACCCUGGUGACGACCUGCAGUGCACCUGCAGUUCCCUAAACAGGACAAUGGUGACAUUCAUGAACAGACAUCUCAUGAACACUAGCUCCAGUGUCAAAGCUACUUUACGCCGCCUCCACCAUCCCUUUGGCACUCCUCGAGUCAUCCAACCGGACGCCACCUUUUGUCUCCUCCACCACUCCAGCUACCUCAGCGGGUACAGCAAAGACCGCCUCAUGCCCCUCUGGGUGUCUUACACCAUCCAGCCUCUGACCAGAGUCCGACCCCUGAGCCCAGAGUCGGAGGCGUGUGUUCGUGCUGACAUCCGCAUCCCACCGGCCGCCAGCCAGCUGUGUCUGCGCUACAGAGACGACCCCACUCUGUCCUACGGUCUGCUGCAUCCCCCCAAUCUGAGUGUCAGUGGACCAGAGACAGACUCUCUGCUCACAAGCAACAUGGCACCAAUGUUCCCUGCAUUUAAAGAUGUUUGGGUCCAUGUCCACAAUGUGCUGCUCCCAAAAUAUUCUCAACAAAUGAACGGAGUCAACAUCAUGAGUGGGCCGAUAUUCGAUAGAGACUACGACGGAAACGUUGAUGCACUCAAAGCAAUCUCAGGGAAUGAGGCUCCCAUUCCGACACAUUUCUUCAUCAUCCUGACCAGCUGUGGGAACUCGACCUUCAGCCCUGUAAACUGUGAGGGUCCCCUGCAGGCCAUGUCCUUCAUCCUGCCUCACAGACCUGACCACACAGAGAGCUGUGCUGAUGGGUCGGACUUGACGUGGGUGGAGGAGUGGCUGCAGUUUCACUCAGGGCGAGUCCGAGACAUCGAGCUGCUGACCGGACUCAGCUUCUACCACGACAGGAUAUCAGUGGAGGAGACGCUACAGCUCAAGACGCAUCUACAGUCUGCUUAAAGAGACAUUACCUAAUGACGUUUUAAUGUCCAAAGGAAGCCAUAUUGGUCUGCACGACAGGCCUCAGUCCACCUGAACACAGUAAAACGACCAAAUUAAAUUCCAUCCAGGGUUUUUGUUUUUCAGAUGUACAAUUUCCAAAAAGUGUUUUAUAACAAAUCAAUGUCUGAGAGCCUUUUAUAUAUAUAUGUUUGUUUUUGAUCAUGUUUUUUAUAAAUGAUUUUAUAGAGAAAAGUCAGAGGGCAUUUAUAUUAAUGAGACUCUGUAGCUCUGAACCAAAGAUGCCGUCACAUCUGCUGAGUGGCUCCAAAGUGUUUCCUGACAUGAGAAAAUUUGGCAGGAAAUAAAUAAAAAGGGAAAAAGAGACAUUAUUGAUGAAAGGAGAAUCUAUUUAUACUACAGUUGCUUUUAUUGGCAGGAGCACUUCGAGGAACAACAAGACAAUCUGGAAAUAGUUGUCUCUGCUGCCAAACAUCUGGAGCGCUGGCUGCAGCCGCCCGACAAACACCCAACAUACGAUUUGCUCCUCAAAGAGCCACAUUCAAUCUGCCAAAUGUUCUCAUUGUAUGUUCAUGGUUGUUAUUUUUGUGAUUUCUUUAUACAGCACCACUGUUGUCUUCAGUAUUUUGUAAAUUUCUGGUCUGAUUAAUGCCAUUUUGAGAUAAUUAUUGAAUUUUGAGCGUGUGUGCGUAUAAAUGUACGUGUACUGUAUGCAUGGAUGGAUUAUGAGACACAUUUGCCUCUGAGCACACGUAAAAUGCCCUCAACGUCUCCUACAGGCUUACAAAUGUGUGUAUUUUUACUUGACCUCUAUGGAAAAUGUCACAAGAUGUGAAAGACCCACAAGGAAUUGAUUAGAAAGAAAGUAAAGUACCUUUCCAUUUAAAAAAUUAUCACAGAUGCCACUUUUACACUUCAGGGUCACUUCUUUAACUUGAUAUGGAAUCUUCCUUGCAAAAUAAUGUAUACAUUUGCGUCGCUAUCUGAAAGACAAAACGACUACAAACACCAAGGCUCAUUUGUAGACAUUUUGCAUCUGUCUGUUGUCUUGUUGCAUCUCUGUGGAGUUGUUUUUCCUCUUUGUUGUCAUUUAGCAUCUUUUGGUAGUCGGUUGCAUCUCUUCAUGUUUGUUUUGUGUCUCGUUGUAGUUUGUUUUUGUGUCUCACUGUAAUAGCAAGGUCAUUUUGCUUCUCUGUAGUUAUUUUGAGUCCCACAAAACAGCUUGUUUGUGGUUUUAUUGAGUCAUGUGGCUGUUUUAUGUCACUUUGUUGUCAUUUUGUCUCUUUUGUAGUUGUUUUGUGUCCGUCUGUUGUCUUUUUGUAUCUCUUUGUUGUCAUUUGGCAAUCAUUUUGUGUCUUUUUGUUGACACUUUUGUCUCUUUGUAGUCAUUUUGUGUCUCUUUGUGGUUGUUUGGCAUCUCUUGAUGUUUCAAUUUUACCUCUCUAGCCAUUUUCAGUCCCUCAAAACAGCUCACUUGUAGUUGUGUUGUAUCUCUUGUGGUUGCUUUACACCUUUUAAGGUUGCAAUCUUGACGUCUGAGGUCUCUUUGCAUCUUUUUAUGAUUUGAUGAUCCGUUUGUUGUGGUUUUAUGUUACUUUGUGUCUCUUUGUACCUUCUAUGUGUCUGUAGUUUGCGUCUUUCUGAUGUGGUAUCUUUAGUUUUGCUAUCUUUGCAUCACUAGGCAUUUUCAAUGUCGAAACAGCAUGUUUGUCAUUGUAUUAGGUCUAUUAGGUUGUCGUUUCACGCCUUUUUAAGGUUAUAUUUUGUCUUGUGUGGUUGCUUUACAUGUUUUCAUGGUAAUUUUUAAAUUCUUGUUGUUUUACUUCAGUUUAUGUCACUUUGCAGUCAUUUUGUCAUUGUUGUGGUUUAACAUCUCUUUGUAGUGUCUUUAAUGUUUCUUUUCUUUAAUGUGUCUUUUUUCUUUUCUUCAUUGCAUCUCUUUUUGGUCGUCUAACAUAUACUUAGUGGUAGCCUUGUAGCAUCCCGUUGUAGUCGUUUUGCAUCUCUAGUGGUUUUUUGCAUCUCUUGUGACAUUCAACAGUUCAGCAGAACUCAUGAUGCGGCUGUUGCUGUGCUGUAGAGGUAAGAGAGGCUGUGUGUGUCAGGUCGUCCUAUUCAGUAAUCCAUCCAUGACUGUUUGUGUACAUGUGUUUGUGUGGUGGCUGAAAAUAUUUCUGGUAUCAGUGCAGUUUCUGUUCUAUGUUUUUAUUUGUGCUCUGGAAGUUGAGGCUUUAGUUGAGAAGUCUGACAGAUUUAUCCAGUUCCAUUCUGUGCAGUUCUGUCAGAAACGGCUGCAAGGAUCAAAUCAUUUCAUUAUAAAAGAACUCUUCUACACUAA
Messenger RNA from Acanthopagrus latus (yellowfin seabream), 4769 nucleotides. RefSeq names its product ectonucleotide pyrophosphatase/phosphodiesterase 1 (gene enpp1). Gene Ontology annotation, molecular function: dinucleotide phosphatase activity; metal ion binding; nucleic acid binding. NCBI's taxonomy places the organism in Eukaryota, Metazoa, Chordata, Actinopteri, Spariformes, Sparidae. Gene Ontology annotation, cellular component: cell surface. The record is from RefSeq and is a predicted model, not a curated record. The transcript is spliced from 23 exons. The coding region runs from base 32 to 2431 and encodes 799 amino acids. Gene Ontology annotation, biological process: nucleoside triphosphate catabolic process; inorganic diphosphate transport; regulation of bone mineralization.